GCUCAGCUGUCCGGUGCCUGGCCCGUGGCCUCUAACAGACCCCGCAGCUGGGCCUUCGGUUGGCACUGGGUGGGGUGACGCCACUGCCAUGGCCUUCACCAUGUUGAGACCCAUGGCCGCCCACGUGCUCUACCCAGACCUCAACCUGCUGUCGGAGGAGGACGAGGAGAACCGGAGCGAGAGCGACGCCUCCGACCAGUCGUACGGCUGCUGCGACGGCCGGCUCACGGUGUCCCGCAAGGCCGGGCAGGUGGUGGUGGUCAAGCAGCGGCAGGCGGCCAACGCCCGAGAGAGGGACCGGACCCAGAGCGUCAACACGGCCUUCACGGCCCUGCGCACCCUCAUCCCCACGGAGCCCGUGGACCGGAAGCUCUCCAAGAUCGAGACCCUGCGCUUGGCCUCCAGCUACAUCUCCCACCUGGCCAACGUGCUGCUCCUGGGCGAGGGCUGCGAAGACGGGCAGCCCUGCUUCAGCGCCAUCUACGGUGCCAAGGGCGAGGUGGAGGCCAAGCAGCCCAGGAGCAUCUGCACCUUUUGCCUCAGCAACCAGAGGAAGGGGGGCAGCCGGCGGGAGCUUGGCGGGGGAAACUGCUUGAAGGCGCGAGGGGUGAACCACCACCUCAAGGUGCUCCGGAGGUGAGCUGAGACCUGGGAGGACCAUCUGCUGGAGAAGCC
Elgaria multicarinata webbii is the source of this 675-nucleotide messenger RNA. It is a transcript of the gene TCF15, whose product is annotated as transcription factor 15. The transcript has 2 exons. The record is from RefSeq and is a predicted model, not a curated record. Gene Ontology annotation, molecular function: DNA-binding transcription factor activity, RNA polymerase II-specific; protein dimerization activity; RNA polymerase II transcription regulatory region sequence-specific DNA binding. Lineage: Eukaryota; Metazoa; Chordata; Lepidosauria; Squamata; Anguidae. Gene Ontology annotation, biological process: regulation of transcription by RNA polymerase II; developmental process. Bases 89 to 640 code for a protein of 183 amino acids.